Pristis pectinata (smalltooth sawfish) is the source of this 9091-nucleotide messenger RNA. It is a transcript of the gene adcy5, whose product is annotated as adenylate cyclase 5. The transcript is spliced from 21 exons. The record is from RefSeq and is a predicted model, not a curated record. Bases 1308 to 4859 code for a protein of 1183 amino acids. Gene Ontology annotation, cellular component: plasma membrane. Gene Ontology annotation, biological process: cAMP biosynthetic process; adenylate cyclase-activating G protein-coupled receptor signaling pathway; adenylate cyclase-inhibiting G protein-coupled receptor signaling pathway. Gene Ontology annotation, molecular function: adenylate cyclase activity. Lineage: Eukaryota; Metazoa; Chordata; Chondrichthyes; Rhinopristiformes; Pristidae.
CGCCAGUGCCCAUUUCCAGCGGAACGCAGACAAGGCUGGCUCCAUUCAUUCCAAUUUAUCUUAUUAUUUUAUUUUAUGCAAAAUAAGGGCUUUAUUUCUUUCAGUGCAUUUCCUCCACACGGAUCACUGGACCCGUGCAAAGCCACUGGGAAAAAAUAAUCAAUCUCCAACCAUUCCAGAGAAAAGGAGACAUUAUAUUUGAUGCCUGAGGUUUUGCUCUCUGCAUUUCGUUGCAAAUUAAAGGAUUGCUUUGAAUCUGCGAAGGGACAGCCAGAAAAGAUAAAAGUAACAUCUGCACACUUACAACGUGGGAGCCUUCUGUUUUCUAUACACUGUUAAUGCGUCUGCUGGUGAAUGUUUUAGCCUUGUUGUGGUCGAGACUGAUUUCGGUGUCCGUCUUUGUUUGUCAAAGGGGGUGGGGGACAAUGCUUUGAAACGAAGAGGCCGAGCUGAAUAGCCAGUCUCCACCGUCUGAUGUGCAUCGGUGUUCUCCAUGAAGCAUCUGGCGCUGCUCCCUCUCCCAGCCUUCAGAGUAGAAGCGAUUACCACGUUUCGCCCGCCGGUUCUGCACGCUCCGCCCAGCAUAGGACAGGCGAUCAAUGGUCAUUUCUCUUCCUCCUCUCAGUUAUAAGGAUGAAGAAUUUAAAGAAACAUAACUACUACCCAGGAAGGAAAGGGAAAGGGUGAUAACUAAAGAGAGAAAAUAGACCGUCGCUUUCCAGGACUAUAACAAAAUAAAAACAAUCCCUGAAGUUUCCUGGGAUCCGAACCACCGACUCUGUGGAUCGUUUAUUGUGGACUUAACUCACGGAAUCGAACCUUCUUGGGACGGUUUGUUGCAUUGUUUUAUGCCCUAGCAUUGCAAAAACGGUCAGCUUUCAUCUUAACCAGUCAAUGUUUGUUCAGUGGCGAGAGAUGGAACCGACUCCCGGAAUCUUUUCUACCUAAAUCUACUUGGGGAUCUCCGGUGGCUGAUGACAAGGGAAUAUCUCGAGAUUACUGUCCUAGUGUAAAAAAGGAGCGGCGUUGCAGAAAAAUAAUAGAGAGAGAGAGAGAAGAGGGCUGGGAUUUUGGGAUUGGCCUUGCAGUCAAUGGAAGGGGAGAGCAUUUGACGCGGUGGGUGAAUCAAGAAAGGCAAACAAACCCAAAAUAAUCCACCUGAAAGUUGGGUGAUACAGGGAAGACGUGGUGGUGCGAGGAUGGCGAAGCAGUUGAGCUCGGCCUGAUCCAAGGAGAGAAGGAGGGAGCUCGUUUUGGCUGGCCGCGGAGAAGUUGCGGAGACAAAAAAAAAGAGGGUUCCCGGGACCAUGUCGAGGGCGAACAGUGUGAGCCCACCUGGCGUCGGAGCGCAGCAGCCGGCCGAGCACCGUGCGGCUUGGGCAGAGGGUAGCCCCGAGUCCCGAGCCAACGGCGCGCCGACCUCCGGCCACAGCCGCGACAAGCGCUGGAGGGAGGUGGGCGAUCUGGACGGUCCGGCCGCCUUGGCGGGCAAGAGCUGCCGGACCAGCCUGAGGUCCAAGCCGGCUUGGCAGGAGGAGGUGGGCAGGGAGAGGGCGGCGGGCAGCAGCCGCAGCAGCAACGUGGUCCGCCUGGACGGCGAGGUGAGACCCAGGUCGGUGGAGGUGGGGCUGGAGGAGAGAGCCCGCUCCCGGCUGGCCGACGUGGACUUCUCGGCCUCGGAUGUGGACCUGUCCUUCGCGGGCUGCUGCCACGGCCUCCUCCGCAUCCUCCAGUCCAAAAAAUUCCAGUCGGAGAAGCUGGAGAGACUGUACCAGCGCUACUUUUUCCGCCUGAACCAGAGCAGCUUGACCAUGCUGAUGGCCGUCUUCUUGCUGCUCUGCGGGGUCAUGCUGGCCUUCUACUGCGCCGCGGGCGGCCGCCAUCUGGCCUACCUGUUGGUGUUGGGGUCCUCCAUGCUCCUCACCCUGCUGUUGAUCCUGCUCUGCAACCGCAACGCCUUCCACCAGGACCACAUGUGGGUCAUCUGCUACCUGGUGGUGGCCGUUAUGCUGGCGGUGGAGAGCGUGGGCGUGCUGCAGGUCGAGCCCCGCGCCGCCUCCGAGGGCGUCUGGUGGACCGUUUUCUUCAUCUAUAUCAUCUACACCCUGCUGCCCAUCCGCAUGAGAGCGGCGGUGAUCAGCGGCAUCCUCCUCUCCGCCAUCCACCUGGGCAUCUCGUGGAAGAGAAACCUAGCCGACUCCUUUCUGUGGAAGCAGUUGGUCUCCAAUGUGCUGAUCUUCUCCUGCACCAACAUUGUUGGCGUCUGCACCCAUUACCCAGCCGAGGUGUCCCAGCGGCAGGCGUUUCAGGAGACACGAGAGUGCAUCCAGGCACGGCUACACUCGCAGAAAGAAAACCAACAACAGGAACGUCUCUUGUUGUCAGUGCUGCCGCGUCACGUUGCCAUGGAAAUGAAGGCCGACAUUAAUGCAAAGCAGGAGGUUAUGAUGUUUCACAAGAUUUACAUACAGAAGCACGACAAUGUCAGCAUCCUCUUUGCAGACAUCGAAGGCUUCACCAGCCUGGCCUCGCAGUGCAUGGCUCAAGAGCUGGUCAUGACCCUCAAUGAACUCUUCGCCAGAUUCGACAAGCUCGCAGCAGAGAACCAUUGCCUACGUAUCAAGAUCCUGGGCGAUUGCUACUAUUGUGUGUCGGGCUUACCCGAAGCCCGGGCUGACCACGCUCACUGCUGCGUCGAAAUGGGGGUGGAUAUGAUUGAGGCCAUCUCGUUGGUGCGAGAAGUGACAGGAGUGAAUGUUAACAUGCGAGUGGGGAUUCACAGUGGUCGAGUGCACUGUGGGGUGCUGGGACUUCGCAAGUGGCAGUUCGAUGUCUGGUCAAACGAUGUCACCUUGGCCAAUCACAUGGAAGCAGGAGGCAAGGCUGGGCGAAUCCACAUAACCAAAGCCACGCUGAACUACCUGAAUGGGGAUUACGAAGUGGAGGCAGGUUACGGAGGCGACAGGAAUGCUUAUCUGAAGGACCACAAUAUUGAGACCUACCUCAUCAUGGGCUGCAGCCAGAAACGGAAGGAAGAGAAAGCGAUGAUUGCGAAACUGAACCGGACACGGUCCAACUCAAUAUCCAACCUUGGCUCACCGUGGAACGUGGAACGUCAGUUCUACAACCACAUCUCCAAAGAGAUGAAGACAAUGGGCAUUGUGGACUACAUGGCCAAGGACAACAGAAACAUUCAAGAAAACAUGAACCCAGAGGAGGAGGUGGACGAGUUUCUGGGACGAGCAAUCGAUGCCAGAAGCAUAGACCGGCUGCGUUCUGAGCACGUGCGGAAAUUCCUGCUAACCUUCAGGAAACCAGAGCUGGAAAAGAAGUAUUCUAAGGAGGUGGAUGACCGAUUUGGUGCCUACGUAGCCUGUUCCUGCCUGGUCUUCCUCUUCAUCUGCUCUAUUCAGAUAAUCAUUAUGCCCCACUCCGUGUUGAUGCUGAGUUUCUACUUGUCCUGUUUGGUGAUUCUGGCCAGCGUGCUCUUUGUCUCCACCAUCUACUGCUGCGUUAAGCUCUUCCCUGUCCCACUGCAGCUCUUGUCAAAGAAGAUCGUCCAGUCAAAGAUGAACAGCACCAUCGUUGGGGUCUUCACCAUCUCGCUGGUCUUCCUGUCUGCCUUUGUCAACAUGUUUGUCUGCAACACCCAGGAUCUACGGAGCUGUGUGGCCAAAGAGUUCAACACUACCCCUAGUAAUGUCAAUGCCUGUCACAUUGUCAAUUCAUUCUCAAACUACAGUCUGGACUUGGAAACAGCAGUCUGCAAUGGCAAACAACCCAGCUGCAACUUCCCUGAGUACUUCACCUACUGUGUGCUGCUGAGCUUGCUGGCUUGCGCUGUAUUCCUACAGAUCAGCAGUAUCGGAAAGCUGUUCCUCAUGUUGACCAUUGAGCUGAUUUACAUCAUAAUGUUGGAAGUGCCUGGAGUCACCCUUUUUGACAAUGCAGACCUGCUGAUCAUUGCCAACAGUCUCGUCCCCUCGAAUGAAACGUGGACUUGUUCGCCGAGAUUCUCGAAAGUGUCCCUGAAGAUCAUGACUCCAGUUAUAAUCACGGUGUUUGUCCUGGCUCUUUACCUCCACGCACAGCAGGUGGAGUCGACAGCCAGGCUUGACUUCCUGUGGAAGCUGCAGGCCACAGAAGAGAAAGAAGAAAUGGAGGAGCUGCAGGCAUACAAUAGACGCCUUCUUCACAACAUCCUGCCCAAAGACGUAGCCGCCCACUUCCUCGCUCGCGAGAGGCGCAACGACGAGCUGUACUACCAGAGCUGUGAGUGUGUGGCGGUGAUGUUCGCCUCCAUCAGCAACUUCUCCGAGUUCUACGUCGAGCUGGAGGCCAACAAUGAAGGUGUGGAGUGUCUCCGGCUCCUGAAUGAGAUCAUCGCUGACUUUGAUGAGAUCAUCAGCGAAGACCAGUUCCGCCAACUGGAGAAGAUUAAGACCAUAGGCAGCACAUAUAUGGCAGCAUCUGGUCUGAAUGAUUCCACCUAUGACAAAGUGGGCAAGACACACAUCAAGGCUCUGGCUGAUUAUGCCAUGAAACUGAUGGACCAGAUGAAGUAUAUCAACGAGCAUUCGUUCAAUAACUUCCAGAUGAAAAUAGGACUCAACAUUGGGCCGGUGGUAGCUGGAGUGAUUGGAGCUCGCAAGCCUCAGUACGACAUCUGGGGAAAUACCGUCAAUGUAGCAAGUCGGAUGGACAGCACGGGAGUCCCAGACAGAAUUCAGGUGACUACAGAUAUGUACCAGGUCCUGUCAGCUGAAAGCUAUCGCUUGGAGUACCGGGGACUGGUCAAGGUCAAAGGCAAGGGCGAGAUGUCCACAUAUUUCCUGAACGAGGGGCCGGACAACAGUUAGCGACAACAAGCAUGGUCAUGAAGAACUCUGGCCAUCAAAUGCUCAGAAAGCCGUUGCCAUUUUCGUGAUAAUGAGGGAUGGACUGAGGACCUGCAGCGUUAACACAACUGCUGAGUGAUGUUAUCGACCCCAACAGGACACCAGACGGAGAGCUUCUCAAACACUCCCCUCUCACACCACCACCCCCCCACCCCUCCGCCAACCGACACAGACACACGAAAUUAGCAAAGGCAGCCAUCGAGCAGGAGGAGACCAUUCCGUCCCUCAAACCUGUCCCAACGCGAGUUCACGGCUGAUCUGUAUCAUAACUCUCACCACCCUGCUUGAUUCCACGUGUCGUAGGCACCAAAACUGUGAUGCCUCUGGGCAGGGUGGAAUCCUGUUGGAGAAGAUGCCCCACCUGUCACACAAGCUGAGAAAGUACACUGAAUACUAACCCUUCCAGUAACUUAAUGUGGCGGGAACAAGACACGUAUACACACGCAGCUACACACACACACACACACACACACACACACACAUGUGCAUCGACACAUAUGUAUACUUUUAGGAGACACAACAGACUGCAGAUGAUGGAAUCUGGAGCAACACAGAGUCCGCUGGAGGAACUCAGCAGGUCGAGCACCAUCUGUGGGGGGAGAGCAAUUAUCGACAUUUUGGGUCGAAACCCUGCAUCAGGACUGAGAGCGGAGAGGCAAGAUGGCCACUAUCACCUCCUUCACCUAUCAGAGUCCAGCACUGGUAUGCCUUUGUGUUCCAGCUUAUCUCCCUCCAGGAGCCGUCUCCAACCUUCACCCUCUCCUCCCCCUUCCCUGCUCCAUCUGCCUCCCUAUAUACUUUUUUCUCUCUCUGUUUGCCUGCACCUGCCACUGUUUCCCAACUCCACCCCCCACCCCCCUCCCCUCCUCUACCAGGCACAACCUCCCUGUCAUCUUACUCCCCUCCUCAGACUCCUGUCUCACCGCUCCUUCCUCCCCUUUAUACUGGCCAUCUCACCCCUCCACUCUCAUUCAGGGUUUCAACCCAAAACAUCGACAAUUCCUUUGGUAUUGUUAUUGGUAUUGGUUUAUUAUUGUCACUUGUACCGAGGUACAGUGAAAAGCUUGUCUUACAAACUGAUCGUACAGGUCAAUUCAUUACACAGUGCAGUUACAUUGAGUUAGUACAAAGUGCAUUGAUGUAGUACAGGUAAAAACACAGUAACAGUACAGAGUAAAGUGUCACAGCUACAGAGAAAGUGCAGUGCAAUAAGGUGCAAGGUCACAACAAGGUAGAUCGUGAGGUCAGAGUCCACUCAUUGUAUAAAGGAACCGUUCAAUAGUCUUAUCACAGUGGGGUAGAAGCUGUCCUUAAGUCUGGUGGUGCUUGCCCUCAGGCACCUGUAUCUUCUGCCCGAUGGAAGAGGAGAGAAGAGAGAAUGAUGCUGUUUGACCCGCUGAGUUCCUCCAGCAGAUUGUAUACUUAUAAUACUUAAACCUACUCACGGAUGCACUGACACCUAAACAUACACAUACACACACAUACACAGAUGCAGAGAGACAUAUACACAAAUACAAAUAAUUCCCACACAAGACAUAGGCUAGGCGUCAUUGGCUUAGCCAGCUUUUAUUGUUAAUGCCCUGUCCCCCUAUUACACCCCAGCAGGUGAUGGGUGAGCUGCCUUCUUGAACUGUUGUCUCUACCUAAGGUGCUCCCAUGUUGCUGCUGUCAGGAUCCAGUGAUGAUAAAAGAGUAAAUGAUAUUAUUUAAAUUCGGGGUGAACUGCUACAUGGAGGGGAACAUAGCUGGUUACUUUUUCAGUCUCCUUGUUCUACUUGGUUGUAGGGACUGUGGCUUUUGGGAGGUGCUGUUGGUGUAACCUGAGCAAGUAACUGUAGUGCUUUUAUAGAUGGUACGUAAUGCAAACGUGUGGUGGAUCCGGUGGCAAUUAAAGGGGCUACUUUGAACUGGAUGGUGUUGUGUUUCUUAAGUGCUGUUGGCAUUGCACUUAUCCAGGCAGAUGGGGAGUUUUCAGUCACACUCCUGACUUGUGCCUUGUUGAUGGUGGAAGGGCUUUGGGGUGUCAGGAGGUGAGUCAUUUGCCUCUGGACACUGAGCCUCUGGGCAGUUGUUAUUUAUGUGGCUGGUCUGGUUAAGUUCUGUUCAGUGAUAAUCCCCAGGUGAUGGUGACAAUGACGAUCCCAUUAACUGUCAAGGGGAGGUGGUUAGAUUCCCAUGUACUGGAGAUGGGAAUCGUGGUACAAAUGUCAUUUGCCAGUUAUCAGCCAUGCCUGAACACUGUCCAGGCCUCAGUACAUAUGGAUACGAACUGUCCCACUGCAUGCUGAGUUGUGAAUGAAACUGUACAUUGUGCAUCAUCAGUGAUCCUUGUUUGAUCAUGUAAUGGUGGGAAGGUCAUUGAUGUGUCUGCUGAAGUUGGUUGGGCCAAGGGCACUUCCCCAAGGAACACCUGCAGUCAGGUCCUGGGGCUGGGAUGGUUGAUUUCAAAGAACCAUUAACAUCUAACAUCUUCCUUUGUGUGAUGUGUGACUCCAGCCACUGGCGUGUUUUCCCCUUAAUGCUCAUUCACUUUAGCUUUACCAGGGUGCCUUGAUGCCACACACAUUCAAAAGCUGCCUCUGGAAUUAAGCCCUUUUGUCCAUGUGCAGACCAAAGCAGUGAUACCAGGUCUGGAGCCAAGUACAGGAAGUCCCUGGGUUACGAACGAGUUCCAUUUUUGAGACUGUUUGUAACCCGAUUUUGUGUGUAACUCGGAACAGUGUCCACGCAUGCGCACUUGGCCCGGGGAUCGCGGCCGCACAUGCGCACUUGGCCCGGGGCUGGGCCUAAGACGGUGUACCGCUGCCGUGGUAGGAUCGGGGGCCGGGCCCGCUUACCAACCAACCACGAAGGUUGGUUCGUAAGUACGGACGUUUGUAAGUUGGGGACUUCCUGUAUUCCUGGUGGAACCCAAACUGGGCAUUGGUGAGCAUGUCAUUAGCAACUACUGCUUAAUAGUCUGCUGAUGACACCCCACGUCAUUCUGCCAAUGACUGAGAGUAAAUUAAUGGCACAGGGAUUUUCCAGGUUGUAUUUGUCCUGCUUUUAUGUAGACUGGCCUUACAGGACAAUUUUUCACUUUGUUGGGUAGUCACCCAUGUUUGUGGCGGAACAGAUUGGCUGGAGGUGUGACUAAUUCUGGGGCCCAAGUCUUUAAGCCCUAUAGCUGGUGCCAUACCCUUGGUGUCCAGAGCUGCCAGCCAGUUGUUGAUGUUACUACUUGGGCCAAAGACUAGUUUCUGUGAUGGACAGAAGGAGCACAUACAUGUACCCAAACUCACACAGAUAUACAUAGACACAAACAUGCACACAUACACCCACACAUACAAACACUCGGAUGGCCCAGCCUAUACCACUGUGACAUUACUACACACCUGCCCAAUUAAAAUAAGCCCAGGUUUCAUCCUACAUGGGUGAAGCUGGUCUGUUUGCCGGCAGUUAACUCCACUUGUUCAACCAACCAUUGCUGCUCUCUCAGUAGCCCAGACUCUGGAGGUAAAGAGACUGUUCUAUUCAUCAGGUUGAUCUCUGUGUAAAGGGAAACCAUCCCUCUGUAGUAGACAAGGAUAGGGGUGUGGGCAAUGGGGUGUUGGUGGGGGAGAAUGAAACACUUUCAAAUCUACCACCUUUUUUUAAAAGAAUUUGUAAUAUUACUGCGAGUUUAGCAGAGAACUAGAAUUCUAUAUUUUGUAAAGGUAACAGCGAAUGCUGCGUACACCAGUGUAUAUUAUUCUGAUGUAUUAAUGCCAUUACAAGCACCAACUACAGCACCCUCUCUGUGUAAUACACUCUGUCUCUUCCAGCUACGCACUCAUCUUGAUUUGCAAUAAGGCUUUGUUGCAUGCAGAACCCAACGAUCGUCCCCACCCUCUCCUGUGCCACUCGCACUACCACCCCAAGCCCUCUCCCCCUUGCUUCGCAGAACCCCUCCCUUUCUCCUUCCUCCCAUAUUCUUCCCUACGUUCUUGAAACAAUAUCUGGUUCCAUGGGCCGAUGAACUGCAGCAUUACGAGCACUGUAUGAGCAGUCUGCGAGCAGGGAUCAGCUACAUUUGGCCAACAGAGAGGGUCAGUUAUGGGUCUGUGACAGCUGGAAUGUAAUUGGUAAGAUAAACUUCAGUGAAUUAUAAGAGGGAAAUGCACUUUUUUAAUCCACAUCUUGCAGACAUUAUGGUAAUUUCCCAUGGAAAUUGA